Molecule: messenger RNA, 697 nt
Organism: Bemisia tabaci
Lineage: Eukaryota; Metazoa; Arthropoda; Insecta; Hemiptera; Aleyrodidae
Cellular component (GO): extracellular matrix
Source: RefSeq, a predicted model, not a curated record
UCCAGUAAACAUACAAUAACCAGCAAAAUGGCUUUCAAGCUCUGCAUCAUCGCCGCCCUCGUGGCCAUCGUCAACUGCCAGUACGGCGCCCCCGCCUACAAAGCCGCCUACGCCGCCCCCUCAUACUCCGCCCCCGCUUACGCUGCACCCGCCGUGGCCUCCGCCUACGUCUCCAAGCCAGUAGCCCCCGCAUACGCCGCCCCCGCCUACUCUGCUCCCGCCUACAAGGCCCCAUCAUACGGAUACGCCGCCGCUCCCGCCUACCACGCUGAGCCCGCUUACCCCGACGCCCACCCCGCCUACAAGUUCGCCUACACCGUAAACGACCCUCACACCUACGACAUCAAGAGCCAAGAAGAGACCCGUGACGGAGACUACGUCCAGGGAUACUACUCCCUCGUCGAAGCCGACGGCAGCAAACGUACCGUCCACUACUCCGACAAGGGACACGGAUUCGAAGCCGUCGUCAGCAAGGAAGGAGGUGCCCCCGCCUACGCCGCCCCAGCAUACUCUGCACCCGCCUACGCCGCCCCUGCCUACUCUGCCCCCGCUUACAAGAAGUAAAAUGUUCCAAAGACUAAAUCAUCUCAUUUGCCUUUCUAAGUCAUUCGCUGUACAGCGUUCGUUGUAAAUAUGUAUAAUUUAUUUCUCAUGUGAUUCCUACUUAGGUAAAUAAAUGAAUUCAGUCAACCAAAUA